AUAACUCCAGAAAAAGAGUUUUGAGUUUCAAUGGUUUCCAUUUGACUCUAUGCAAAGAGCCCGUGGUGCUCAUCACGUCGCCAAGAAGCAACAGCAGCCACCGCCUCAGUGUGCGGUCACUCUGGGUGUUGAAGGCCAAAGUUGCUUCAACUCGGCCAAACAACCAGAGGAGCAGAAUGCUUUACGGAUGAACAGAGCAAAUGAUACCGGAGAUAGAUUCAAUCCUUCUGAAGCAAAGAGGAGAAAGUUACUCGAGGUGUAUCCAGAAGCUUCUACAAACCAAGAACCACUGCUCUUCAGAACCUCCAUUGUUCCCUGGUGGGCAUGGCUCAAGAGAUCUGAUCUCCCAGAAGCAGAGCUGCUCAAUGGAUUGUUGGUGACAGUGAUUAGUGUGGUAGUCCUGAGGAGAACCCAAGAUGUUCAAAGCCUGAAAAAAAUUGCUGAUGAGGAGGCUACUCUUUACGACAGGCAAUGGAAAUUCUCCUGGGAAGAUCAGAAUGAGAAGCUUUGAUUGAUCUUCACAUAAAUUUGGAAACAAAUUUUAGAUGUCUACUUUUUACUAUUAUUUUUUGUUAAUUAUUUGUGAAGUACGAGUAAUAAGAACCCUUUAUCUUU
Messenger RNA from Rubroshorea leprosula, 615 nucleotides. NCBI's taxonomy places the organism in Eukaryota, Viridiplantae, Streptophyta, Magnoliopsida, Malvales, Dipterocarpaceae. The record is from the annotation of a GenBank genome assembly.